Messenger RNA from Microthlaspi erraticum, 3117 nucleotides. NCBI's taxonomy places the organism in Eukaryota, Viridiplantae, Streptophyta, Magnoliopsida, Brassicales, Brassicaceae. The record is from the annotation of a GenBank genome assembly.
AUGAAGACGGCUACAAGAGAGGAUCAGAUGCAAGGACCGAGCGGGAGCGAAGAGAAGAUCUUUGUUUCUGUUCGUCUGAGGCCUUUAAAUGUGAAAGAAAGGGUGAAAAAUGAUGUGGUAGAUUGGGAGUGUAUCAAUGAGGAAACAGUCAUAUACAGGAGCCAUCUUUCCAUCUCCGAGCGUUCCAUGUACCCCACUGCGUACACAUUUGACAGAGUGUUUGGCCCUGAGAGUAGUACAAGGGAGGUGUAUGAUCAAGGGGCGAAAGAAGUGGCUCUCUCUGUUGUUGGCGGGGUUCAUGCUAGUGUCUUUGCGUAUGGGCAAACAAGCAGUGGAAAGACGUACACUAUGAGUGGAAUCACUGAUUUCGCCAUGGCCGAUAUAUAUGGUUACAUUGAGAAGCACAAGGAAAGAGAGUUCGUUCUGAAGUUCUCAGCCAUGGAGAUCUAUAAUGAGUCUGUAAGAGACCUCUUGAGUACAGACAUUAGCCCACUCAGACUUCUAGAUGAUCCCGAGAAAGGAACAGUUGUUGAGAAACUCACAGAGGAAACUCUGCGGGACUCGAAUCAUUUGAAGGAACUUUUAUCAAUCUGUUUAGCUCAACGAAAAAUUGGAGAGACAGCUUUAAAUGAAGUUAGUUCCCGCUCUCAUCAGAUUCUGAGAUUGACAGUUGAAAGCACAGCACGUGAAUAUUUGGCGACUGAAAAAUUCAGUACACUCACAGCAACAGUGAAUUUCAUUGAUCUAGCUGGAAGUGAACGUGCAUCUCAAGCAUUAUCAGCUGGCACAAGGUUGAAAGAAGGUUCUCAUAUAAACCGAAGUUUACUAACACUAGGAACCGUCAUUCGAAAGCUAAGUAAAAGAAAAACUGGGCACAUUCCAUUCAGAGAUUCAAAGCUGACACGUAUACUUCAGACUUCCUUGGGAGGAAACGCCAGAACUGCCAUAAUCUGCACCAUGAGCCCUGCAAGAAUCCACGUUGAGCAAUCAAGAAACACACUGUUAUUCGCAAGCUGUGCAAAGGAGGUGACAACGAAUGCACAAGUCAACGUCGUCAUGUCGGAUAAAGUGCUGGUUAAACAUCUUCAGAGGGAGUUGGCUAAACUGGAGGGUGAGUUGAGAAGCCCUCGUCAAGCCCUUAUCGUGUCUGACACAACUGCAUUACUGAAGGAGAAGGACCUCCAAAUUGAAAAGCUAAAUAAAGAGGUAUUCCAACUAACACAACAAUUGGAGCGGGCUCAUUCUCGGAUUGAGGAUCUUCAAGAAAUUGUUGGAGAAGGACCGCAAAAAGAGAUGUUAUCAACAGACUCAGAACAGCCAAGUGUGGUUCUGGUACGUCAAUACCCCAAGCUGCGUGUGCGCAGCUCAUGGGAAUCUCUUAAUAUAGCACCAGAUAGCCCUGUAUCAGCUCAACCGUCCUGCAUAAUUUCCCCAAUAUCCACUGACCACGGUUUUGACGAGAAUGUCUUCCAGAUUCCAGACUUUAAGAUCGAUUCCGGUGCAAGUAGUCCAGCCCAACACCUCUCGUUUGUAACUACACGUAGAUUCACUCAACCUCGACUUAAUAUUCCUGAGGCAGAAAGUAAAAACCAACCGCACAUUCACAAGGAAGAAUCUGUAGACCAAUCUCGUCCUCAGGAGGAACGAUUUCUUGAAAUGGACGAACCAAGUGAGGUGGGUUCUGAAGACACUUGCACGGAACUCCAAUGCAUAGAAACAGAGAGUCCUGGUAUCAUCAUGUUUCCAGAGCCAAGCAUGCUUCCAGACCGGUCCGUGGCUGUGAGUUUGAUACCAGUAUGUGUACCAGAGUCAAAGAACUUAAGACCACAAGCAGAAACUGAAGAGGAAGAAGAAAGAGUAAAGGAGGAAGUCAGUGCUGUCUUUAUCCAACCAAAGGAAGAAAACGAAUCCAUCGAAGUCUCUACACGCUGUGUUUCGUCACAAACUGACAAAUCAUUUCCUCAACAGUCUUCUAACCUCACAAGAGACCUUACACAUCCAGGUGCCGCCACUCCAUCUCCUGAAAAGCCUUAUGCUUGGCUUCCUGAGAAAGAUUUGCAACCGGUAGGAGGUACGGGGCAUAGUAGAAGCCGAAGCUGCGGAGCAAGCCUUGUAUCCAGCUCUUCCUUUUCUUUAUCUGAGAUAGAUGCUAACACACCACCAAGAUGGUAUCAGAAAGAAAGAGCGGAGAGCAACCUGAAACCGCAAAAGAUCAAGAGGCCGCCGUUGCCGAGUCAUGUUAGCCAGAUGAGCAUGCCGGCAACUUGGUUCGAGAAAGACUUCAACCCCACCCGAAGAACGUCAUCUGCUUUAGAUGGUGUAAAUAAGAUAAAGUCAUCACCAAAUGGAUCACAGGUUUCUCACUCUAAAGCUCCAUUGUAUGAACGCCAGACAAGUGGCAUCAGCCAGCAGGAAGGUGAAGAUACUGUUCCUCAAAGGGACAAGCGAAUCAUUCAUCUAUCGAUGGAGGAAAUAGAACAAAAGUUUGUGGCGCUAAGAUCGUCAAAGAGCUUCAAGGACGCCGCGGUGGACCCCAUCCAAGACUAUUUAACCAUGCCUUUGAACUGGCCGCUGGAGUUCAAGAGACUCGAGAUGGAGAUAAUAGAGCUGUGGCAUGCUUGCAAUGUUUCCAUGGCACACAGAAGUUACUUCUUCCUUUUAUUCAGAGGAGAUCAGAAAGAUUGCUUGUACAUGGAAGUAGAACUCCGACGGCUCAAGUACAUUAGAGAAACCUUUACACACAAUAACAAAGCUAUCGAAAACGGACGCACUCUUACAUCAAUGUCCAGCCUAAGGGCGUUGAACAGAGAGAGGUAUAAGCUGAGUCAGCUGAUGCAGAAGAAACUAACGAAAGAAGAGAGGGAAAACGUGUUCUUGAGAUGGGGCAUUGGGCUGAACACAAAGCACAGGCGGCUCCAGUUGGCGCAUCGCGUGUGGUCAGAGAGCAAAGACAUGGAUCAUGUCCGAGAGAGCGCGUCUGUUGUGGGAAAGCUCAUGGGGUUUGUGGAUAUGGAUUUAGCAUCCAAGGAGAUGUUUGGCCUAAACUUCUCCAUUAAACCCCGUCCCAAGAAAUCUAGCCUUUGGAAACGCAGCGUUUUGUCGCUUUCCACUUUGUAA